AUGCAACAGCUGAUGGGAAACUUACCUGCUGCUCGAGUGCGGAUGUCUCGGCCCUUCAGUCACACCGGUGUCGACUACGCUGGUCCAAUUGAAGUGAAGUCCUGGAAGGCCAGCGGUGCAAAAAUUUUAAAGAGCUAUUUUGCCGUAUUUAUUUGCUUGGCAACAAAGGCCAUACAUUUGGAGGUAGUAUCAAACCUGACGACACAGGCAUUUUUGGCAGCAUUUCGGCGUUUCACGGCUAGAAGAGGAAGUUGCAAGCAAAUCUACAGCGACUGCGGAACAAACUUCGUCGGUGCUAAUAAUGAAUUAGCGAAGAUGUUGAAGGAAGCACAACACGAUUGGAAAGAAGUUGCAGAAACCUUAUCAAAUCACGGUACCGAUUGGCAUUUUAUUCCCCCGGCUUCUCCACACUUUGGUGGAUUAUGGGAAGCGGGUGUGAAAUCGGUCAAGUAUUAUUUAAAACGAGUUGUUGGGACCGAAAGGCUGAAAUUCGAGGAGCUCGCGACGCUUCUAGCUCAGAUAGAAGCUUGUCUGAAUUCGAGGCCCCUUUGCCCUCUCUCCAACAGCCUCGACGAUUUGAACGCGUUCACCCCUGCACACUUUCUAGUAGGAGAAUCACUACAUACUGUUCCUCAAGGAGAACUAAACACCAAUAUCAGUCAUAUGAACCGAUGGAAGCGAGUUCAAUCAUUAUCAGAAGGAUUCUGGAAAAAGUGGAACUCUGAGUACCUAGCACGGCUUCAACAAAGACCAAAGUGGACAAAAAUCCAGGCUUUGCCUAAAAUAGGAGACUUAGUUCUUCUCAAGGAUGAACGACUUCCACCAACGCAAUGGAAUCCCGCGAGAAUAGAAUGA
Messenger RNA from Eupeodes corollae, 855 nucleotides. RefSeq lists its product as uncharacterized. Gene Ontology annotation, biological process: DNA integration. Lineage: Eukaryota; Metazoa; Arthropoda; Insecta; Diptera; Syrphidae. The coding region runs from base 1 to 855 and encodes 284 amino acids. The record is from RefSeq and is a predicted model, not a curated record. Gene Ontology annotation, molecular function: nucleic acid binding. The transcript has a single exon.